UCUUCUCCGGCUUUCCCCUCGAGUGAAUGCACGGAAGGAAGAAGAGGAACAGCCAUUGAGAUGGAGAAUGUCAAAGUUCACACCAUUUACGACCUAAUCCAGCGCCGUCUUUCUCUAACCGGAACUUCCAAUUUUCAUCAAUCUUCUUCAUUCAAUUCACUCCCACCAGAAUUGCUUCAAUCCAAUCCAAGACCAGUUCCAUCUACCUCCUCAUCUCCUGCGGAAUCCAAUCCCCACCCUAAAGUUCUUACUUCUCUAAAAUAUCCGACCAUCCUCAUCGGAACCCUAACUCUUCCUUUCGAUGCUCCUGGGUCGUCCAUCUUAAAGCCUUCCUGUUCAUGCCCCACCAACAAUUGCUUCCAGUUCACUGAUGGUUCCGGGACUGUUUGCUGUGAUAUACUUGAUAUCGACAUUCGAAUGUUCGGAAAAGAGAUUCGGGUCUUAUCUUGGAAUUUCAUUCCGUUGAGAAGCGCUGGUGGUUUCUUGGAAAUUAUAAAAUGGGAAUUUCUUUCCCCAAGUUGGGUACUUCGUCAAUGCUCCGAUGUCGAUCCAGUUCUCUUGGAUAUAGGUACUUUCUCUACGUCUACCGAUAAGUUGAAGGUUCGGCACUGUGUUUGUGGUUUAUUACAGUCGGUUGGUCCAGUUACUAUUGUUCCGUGCACAUUAGGACAGAGGAAUUUACAGACCAACGGGGAGUCCGAUUCUUCUGCGGCCUCGAAAAACCUUCGAGGGUUUAUGGUUCAUAUAAUGAUCUGCGAGUGUCGGUCAUGUACUUCUAAGGAACCGAUGAGUUUACCCGACAAUUCAGUUCGAGAACUUAAUACUCAUUCAUUUGUUAAACCAACAAUCGUGUAUCUUUGUGGUUCAGCGUCGUCUUGGCAUCCUGUCCUAUCGAAAUUUGUGGGUUUAGGGUUUAUAACUUUUUGGGGUUUGAAAAAGAAGUUGGUUUCCAUCGGAAAGGCGAAGUCCUGUUUGAUGUAUGUCAGCUCGGAGAAAUCCUCUCUCCAUUUAUCUAGGUUAUCUCGUAUAAGGCUUCCAUGCAAAAAGAGUGUCAUCAAGGGGAAGGGAGAAUGUGGAUCAUACACUGGUAUAAUUAAAGGAGUAUAUAUGCAAGGAAUGCUUGUUGAGCUCGAGAACGAGGUCUGGGUUUUGUUGACCGAUCAUUUCCUUUCUCCGCCUCAUAGUAUUAGGGUGGGCGCCAUUAUAUCGGUUCGGAAUGCUCACUUUGUGAAUCCUAGAUUUCCUUGGUCAAAAUUGCUUUUACUUGGUACUUGCGUCAAAACUAGCAUCUUUGUGCAGCUAUUUUCUCCAUUGGAAACCAAAUGUCUCGUCCUUUCUCAGUCAAGAUCUAUGUUGGGAAAGUUUAUCUCCACCUUACCCUUUUCGACUAGAUUAUGGGUAUUGCUUCUUAUUUCAUCUUUCCGGAAGAUGUUUGCUGGGGAUUUAUCUGAAAAAGAGAUUUUGGGAUCAAAACAUAAUGAAGGACUGGUUCAAAUGUAUGCUAAAUUGCAUUUACCUAUGUCUAUGCAUCGAUAUCAACAUGGACCAAUGAUGAAACUGUAUGAGCAUGAUUCAUGUUGCUGUGCCAGUGAACCGUGCAACUUUAACCUUGAAACUGUGGUCCCUGUCUCUGUUCUAAUUUCUUAUUGCAAUUCUACUCGUAUAAGAAAAAUAAGUUUGAAAAAUGAAAAAGUUGUUCAGUAUGAAUACAGCCAGCUUGACCACUUCAGACUUCUACCACCUGGAGGUAGAUCUUCUCAUCAUACAACCAGGAAAAUUUAUCAUAGUGAAGACAUAGGCUUUGUUUUGGUUGGUAGUUUGAAGAUUUCCACGUAUUCUGGAAGAUUGCAAUUGGUUGAUGCAACUGGAGGUAUUGAUGUUAUUGUACCAGAUCUUCCGUCAACUUGGAACCUCAAUGGCAUAUAUGAGGUAUCAAAGUAUAUUAUGGUCAUCGAAGGCAUUCCACAAAUGGAGAAGUAUUUGAUCAAUCAGUCAUUCUCAUGCCGGAGAUUUUUUCAGAGCAUCUCAACAGAAAGAGAUCUUAGCACAACAAUUUACGUUUAUUUUCAAUACAGAAAUGCAACCUGCAAAAAACUUCCAUCAUAUUCUUGCGAUGACAAUGCAUCUGAUCUUGUGAUAUUCGAAAGUGGAACUUAUGAUUUGCUAGAAGUAACACACAAAUUUCCCAUAUCACAAAAGUUUCAAGGCCAACAUUUGGCACCAAACACAUCAAGCAUGUUCGUUGAGGCUCUCCUCCAUCCUUGGAAUUUAUUUCUCACCGAAGGAGAUAAAAAAUAUUCAACGAAGGCUUCAUUGAAGCAGCAGAGGGAAGAUGCUGGAGCUGCAAAUAAUCAGAAAUAUGUUAAUAAGAGACUUAAAACUGAUGAUCCAUCAGGGAGGGUAGAAGGUUCAGAUAUAGUAUGUGACUUUGACCAGUCUAGCUGUGGAUUUAAUGGUUGUUGCGCUUCUUACAGAGUACCUAAUGAGGAACAGAAAUGCUGCAACUUGAGUCUUCUCAGAAUUUCUUGUGUUGCUACUAUUAAGAGUUCAGAUCAUUGUAGCCAGUACAUAGGUUUCUUGCAGAACACAAGAACCAAACCAGAUAGUGGUGGGGGUUCCGGAUUAAGUGCUCAAAAGAUUUUGUUAGAGAUUCAGCCUGAAAACUUUUCUAAAUAUCAGUUCCUGCGGAUUGGUAGUUACUACAUCACAAAACGUAAUAACGAUCGUUCUUUGUUCAACAUGGAGGGAAGCAAUUGUAUCAACAGCCAAAAAAUUCUUAUAAAUUCAUGUACUCAAUUGUGGUGCAUCUCAUUCACUUUUGGCAAUGAUAUUCUCCAUAGUACUGAAUAUAACAACACUCAAUUCAGUGACUUUCCCGUCUGUGAUGGUGGAGUGAUCUCAGGAGAUCAAAUUGAUUUGCACUGCGGAUCCCUUUCAGAUAUCUAUCUUCAUCUUCCCGCAAAUGCAAAAGAUAGUUUGGUGUUUGUUCUUGAAAAACAGGAAGAAAAUUCAACCAAACUAGUUUUAAAACCUGAAGAGACCGGCAAACCCUGUUAUAGAGAUGUGAUAUCAUCAGAUAUGCAAACCUCUGUUUUGCAUGGAACUGACUGUCUGUUUCCUGAAGGAAAAUUAUCAUCCGUAAAAGGUCAUGUGGUUGCAGUUCACGAUCUUCAUCAAAGUUGCAUUGAUUCUAAUUUUAAAUGUCAAAGUAUUAAAGGUGGCCUGUGCAGAUUCCCUGUAGGUGGGAAAAGCAUUUGCAUUCAUCUUCUGAUGGAGGACCAAAUUGUAAAAAUUUUUGGUUAUCUGAAGAAUCAUGCUUUACCUGUUGGUUUUGGACCUGGUGUGAGCGCAACUUUCCACCGAGUUUUAGAGCUUGGGGAUCCACGGAGAUUGAUGUUGACUCCGGUAUCUUUCAUAGAUAUCAGUUCUUUUAGGGUACUUGAUCAUUCCUUUACUGAGAAGUAUCCCGACAGUGUCUCCUAUUCAGACACUAUUUCUUUGCAACUAUUUUCUCAACUGAUCAACUCCUCCCACUGCAAGUUAACAAAGUUCCGUUGUAGAGUUGUUGCUGUCAAUUUUUUAGUCCUGGAGAAGAACAUUGAUCACGUCAAUUUGCAAGUUGAAAUAUCUCCAAGGCAACCUCUUGUAAAGAUUCCUCUUGCUGGAUUCAUGUUAGAUGAUGGCUCAUCUAGAUGCAACUGCUGGGCUAGUGGUGAAAGAGCAGCAGCUUUGUUGCGGUUGCAUGAUCCACUUCCACAGUUAGCUUUUAAGAACAUUGACCGGGCAUUCGAAUGGACUGGGAUGACUCAUUACUCCCCUGGCACUGCAAGCUAUCAUCUGGGCAAGGUUCUGAAGAACCAUGGUAGAAUUAUUAUGAGAAGUUGUGGGUCACUCCUCAAUUCUUAUCAAGACCUUGAUAUUUCUCUUGCUUCAGAUAAUGCUCUCAGCAGAGCGAAUGAGAGUUUUAUCAAGUUCAUAUUAGUGAAUUCAUGUAUUAGUGCCAUUUGGACUCUCAUUGGGAGUAAGUUGGAUUCAGAUGCUGUCCGAAAUCUGUUAAAAGAACACACAAUGGAACCAUGGUUGAUGGAGUCUCAUAAUAUAUGGGUGACGGAUGUUUAUCGUACCAAUGCUCUUAAGGAGGCUAGAAAUGCUAUACUAGAACUGGCGAACGGUUAAUGGUCUUUGUUUUGCAAUCAAGAUGGUUUUCCAGUUCACGAAUGAACAACGCAGAGUUGGCUCCACAAAACCAAAUGAUUCCCUCAUGGUGUUGGUAUCAAGGAGCUUGGAGCCCGUUGGUCACUGUCCAAUGCAUGACUAUCUCGAUGGCGCCUAUUAGUCAAUCCCCUCAUGGUGUUAAGUUUGCAUAUUGCAGGGACUGAUUGAUAUCAGUUGUUCUCAAUAUGAGUUCUCAAUAUGGCCGGCUGUCGGUCGAGCUAGUGGCUCUCUGAGUAGAGUUCACUUAACACACUUUAGUUGUCAAGUGCAACCCGCCAAUGAAAUAGAGAAGGCUACUGUGUGUUCUUGCUGUCAAAUCUGUAGAGGCCUUACUAUUUUUGGCCAAUGGCGAUGCCUGCAAUAUUUGAAAGGAACUUCAUCGUGGCCGUGUACCGAAUACCGAAUUUGUGUCCAGGUACUAAUAAUUGGAGUUUCACUGUAUUGAUCUGUAACGUCUUUGCCUUUCUGUUCAGAUUGAUAUAAUAAAAGCGUCGACAAAAAAUUGAGGUUGA
Cucumis melo (muskmelon) is the source of this 4727-nucleotide messenger RNA. RefSeq names its product CST complex subunit CTC1. Gene Ontology annotation, cellular component: CST complex. The transcript is spliced from 18 exons. Bases 61 to 4176 code for a protein of 1371 amino acids. Gene Ontology annotation, biological process: positive regulation of DNA replication; telomere maintenance via telomere lengthening. The record is from RefSeq and is a predicted model, not a curated record. Lineage: Eukaryota; Viridiplantae; Streptophyta; Magnoliopsida; Cucurbitales; Cucurbitaceae. Gene Ontology annotation, molecular function: single-stranded DNA binding; telomeric repeat DNA binding.